Molecule: messenger RNA, 884 nt
Organism: Amoebophrya sp. A120
Lineage: Eukaryota; Dinophyceae; Syndiniales; Amoebophryaceae
Source: the annotation of a GenBank genome assembly
CUGCGCUUCAGCCACUGCAGCGAGCCGCGUCGGCCCCUUCUCCUGAGCAGGGAACGCGGACGCCGCCGCAAGUGCAACGUGUUCCCGAUGCGGACGUGCUGGUGGUCUCGCGCCAUCACGGUUUCGCGUCGUCGAGCACGACCCCCUCCUCGGGUGGAGCACCAGAAACACGUGGAGCGAGUGGUCUGGAUGAGUCGCUCUUCGCCGGCAUGCAGCAGCAGGUUGACGCCAUUCCGGUAGCGACGGUGGAGGUGGUGCCGGCAAGAAGGGCCGGAGCCGCCUCGCCGGUGCAGCAGCGCCACGACUUCGCCUUCCUGGAGGAGGAGGACGAUGUGCCCGUCGCUGAGCAGGUGAUUGUGCGCCGCGGAGGCGCCGGACCGCCGGUCUUCGGCAACUAUAGCGACCCAGCGGGUCGCGGAGAGCAGCCGCACGAACUCCGAAAUCCACAUCCGCCACAGCACUGGCACUACCAGCAGCCGCUGCACCAACAACAGCAUCAAUAUUUUCCACCAGCACACCAUCAACAACACCACGUUUUGCCUACGCUCUUCGAGUCUCCAUCCGCCGAGCCGCAGCAGCGGGAGGUGGAUCUACUACAUUUGGACGAGGACGCGGAAGUUGAACAAGACCGGCAAGAACAACCGGGGGGAACAACACUGGUUGCAGCUAGUAGUGCAACAACCUCGACGCCGCCUUCUGCGGCAACGGGUUCGUUCUGGCAAGAACAAUUGCAGCAAGCUCCACCGCACGAUCAGCCAAGUAGUUCGUCAGCGGAGGAGGAGCCUACGUCACAGGCUCCCCGCCGUCCGUCGUCCGGCGACGAGGAUGUUGGCAGUGGUACCGGUUCGGAUCAGAGCAGCAAAGAGCGUAUGUUGUCGUCGUUG